AUGUCAUCCUCGAAGUUUAAAGCUGAACCCAAGCGGGUUGUCUGUCAAUGUCAAAGCUCUGGGUGUUAUAAGGGUCUUUAUUUAGAUGCAAGUGGGGUCUCACAGCAUGGCGUGGAGGUUCUUCCGUCUACCAAGGAGGCUCACGAGCGUGCUGAUCAACGCAAUCAUAUCCAUCAGUCUUUGGCUUCUCACCAUGCAACAACCUCGAGUCAAACACCUACUACAGAGUCUCAACUCGAUUCUUUGAUAGCCCCUCUUGACCGUUUGCUGUUAGGUCCACAGCACGAAAUAAGGUCCAGAAACAACUUCAUUAAUACUAGAGAACAUCAAGUCCUUUCCACAACUGAAGAUCGAGACCGGACUGUCACGGAUCAGGAGAAAUCUGAUAUUGUAGAUGCUUCUCAUUGCACUGCAAUAGCUGUAGCAAGAGAGAAAGGAGCACAAGAAUACGAUUGUAGCCGCUUCCAUUCGUUUACCCUGGCCAAGUUCAACCCUGUUUGCCUUCAUGUGGCUCUCACAGCCGCCAUCAUGACCAUUUUUGAUCAUUCCUUCAAUGUCAACCUCUGCCUGGCUCUUAAGAUAUGA
This is a messenger RNA of Melampsora larici-populina 98AG31, 585 nucleotides long. RefSeq lists its product as uncharacterized. The coding region runs from base 1 to 585 and encodes 194 amino acids. The transcript has 2 exons. The record is from RefSeq and is a predicted model, not a curated record. NCBI's taxonomy places the organism in Eukaryota, Fungi, Basidiomycota, Pucciniomycetes, Pucciniales, Melampsoraceae.